Molecule: messenger RNA, 918 nt
Organism: Merops nubicus (carmine bee-eater)
Lineage: Eukaryota; Metazoa; Chordata; Aves; Coraciiformes; Meropidae
Gene: TDO2
Product: tryptophan 2,3-dioxygenase
Exons: 8
Molecular function (GO): L-tryptophan 2,3-dioxygenase activity; metal ion binding; heme binding
Source: RefSeq, a predicted model, not a curated record
GUAAGAGAUGAGAGGAACAUGCUGAAGGUUAUUACUCGAAUGAACAGAAUUUCAAUGAUUCUGAAGUUACUUGUGGAACAGUUCUCAAUUUUGGAAACUAUGACUGCACUGGACUUCUUUGAUUUCAGAUACUACCUAAGCCCAGCCUCAGGUUUUCAGAGCCUGCAGUUUCGCUUGCUAGAGAACAAAAUUGGUGUUCCACAAAGUCUGAGAGUCCCUUAUAACAGAAGGCAUUAUCGUGAUAACUUCAAGGGACAGGAUUAUGAACUACUGCUUAAAUCAGAGCAAGAACCAACGCUGCUGCAACUUGUGGAGGCAUGGCUGGAAAGAACUCCAGGACUCAAUGCAGAAGGUUUCAAUUUCUGGGGACAAUUUGAAGUGAAUGUUCUAAAAGGUCUAGAAGAGGAAUUUGCAUUGGUGCAGGCCAAACCAGAAUCAGAAGAAAAAGAUGACUUAUUAUCUGAAUUCCAAAAACAGAAAGAUGUAUUACUUUCGUUGUUUGAUGAAAAACGCCAUGAACAUCUGCUUAGUAAAGGAGAAAGACGCCUGUCUUACAAAGCACUGAAGGGUGCCUUAAUGAUCUACUUCUACAGGGAGGAGCCUCGUUUUCAGGUUCCCUUUCAGCUUCUUACCUCCCUCAUGGAUAUCGAUGUCCUCAUGACCAAAUGGAGAUAUAACCAUGUCUGCAUGGUGCACAGGAUGAUUGGCAGCAAGGCUGGCACCGGAGGAUCAUCAGGCUACCAGUACUUGCGCUCAACAGUGAGUGACAGAUACAAGGUGUUUGUGGAUUUGUUCAAUCUUUCAACGUUUCUAGUGCCAAGACACUGGAUACCAAAGAUGAACCCAACCAUUCAUAAAUUCCUUUACAUGGCAGAAUACUGUGACAGCUCCUACUUCAGCAGCGACGACUCAGACUAG